Messenger RNA from Entamoeba dispar SAW760, 432 nucleotides. RefSeq lists its product as uncharacterized. The record is from RefSeq and is a predicted model, not a curated record. Lineage: Eukaryota; Evosea; Mastigamoebida; Endamoebidae. The transcript has a single exon. Bases 1 to 432 code for a protein of 143 amino acids.
AUGCAUGGUUAUGUAACUCUCAAUUUAAAAAACAAUACACCAGUUCCUUCAAAAGAAACAAUUAAAAAUGUAAUAGAACAAUGGUGCACUACGAGAAGUAAAAAAGCUCAAGUAAAAUACUUAGCACUAAGCAAAACAACAAAAGGAAAUAAUAGACAUGUACACGCUUUUUUUGAAUUAGAAGAUAUAAGUCACGUAAGAAAGAGACCAUUCGUACAACUAAACAAUGAACAACACUUCAUGAAAUUUGAAAAAAUAACAGAGAAUAAAAGUUACGAUGGAAGUUUUAAAGCAAUCAUCGACUACCUGAAAAAACAAGGAGAUAAACACCCAGAUAGUGGAGCUAUAUUCGAAGAAAUGGGAAAAAUGGAAAAGAAUCGAGGAAGACUAGGAGAUAUCGAUUUAGGUAGAGCUUUAAAAAUGCCAACUUAG